Photinus pyralis (common eastern firefly) is the source of this 1868-nucleotide messenger RNA. RefSeq lists its product as uncharacterized. The transcript is spliced from 7 exons. Gene Ontology annotation, cellular component: membrane. Gene Ontology annotation, biological process: transmembrane transport. The record is from RefSeq and is a predicted model, not a curated record. Gene Ontology annotation, molecular function: transmembrane transporter activity. NCBI's taxonomy places the organism in Eukaryota, Metazoa, Arthropoda, Insecta, Coleoptera, Lampyridae. Bases 288 to 1766 code for a protein of 492 amino acids.
AGUUUGUGUUGUUACCAGCGCAAUAAAGUAAAAAGUGUUGUAUUUUGCACAACUAUAGAGAGCAUAUUUUGUGUAUAGUUUUAACUUUCGGUCAACAUUUUGACUACUCCCAAACCAAGAACCAUGAGUUGUGGGCAAUGAAAUAUUAUAAGUAAUUUCAUGACAGAGAAAGUACAAGGUGUAGGCAUAGAAAUUAUUCCUCCCUACGAGCAACUGAAUCACUGAAUCAGUCUAGUGUGUUUUAGGUUUUCUCUAGAUAUGAUGAGUGUUAUUUUGAAAGUGGUUUUAUGUUUUGGUAUUUAACUUUCUACAUUCUACGGAACAUUUAUUCAGAUGGGAAUAUGGAACUGCAAGUGGGUGCUCAGAAGUUUUCGAAAAUAUCUGCCAUAAAGGAUACAAUUUGCAAAAUAUGGAAUGGGAUUUCUGUCGAACCGGUGUUAAUCUUGUUUGCGUUACCAUUUUGGAUGUCUUCACUUACAAUUCAAAAUUUAAGUUUGGAAAAAGCGUGCCGGGUCAAUCUCAAUAUGGAACUGUCUACGUGCGAUGCAAUUGAAAGACAUAAUACUACGGGUUAUAAUGACACGGACGAAAUCACCGUGCACAAAGUCGUUGCCUCGGCAUACGUUUGGAAAAACAUUAUUCAGAGCGUAUUUCCCGCAAUUUUACUACCACUAUUUGGAUCUUGGAGUGACCGACAGAAAACUAUGAAAGUGCUGAUGAUACUACCUAUUAUUGGGGAAAUUGUGAUGAACAUUGGACUAAUACUAUGUACAUUCUUUUUCUACGAAUUGCCCAUGGAAGUCAAUGUGUUGGUUGAGGUUCUUCCGACUGCUAUUACGGGAGGCUCAAACAUGAUACUGCUCGGUGUAUUUACAUACGUCACGUCGGUUUGUGACACCAAAAACCGAACACUAAGAAUUGGAAUUAUUCAUACCACAUGGUUUGUAUGUAUAACAAUAGGAAAUUCAUUAAGUGGAGUGAUGUACAAAUUAAUUGGAUUUUAUGGAAUCUUCGCAUUAUCUCUGGUUGGUUACGCGUUGGCAGGACUUUAUGCGCACUUUUUGGUCAGUGAAAUCUCGUCCGGUGACGAAAAGCAAUUGACGACGGUUCAACAUAUAAAAGAUAUUUUAAAUGUUAAGCAAACCAUGUACAGUUUCAAGUUCUUAGUAACAGCAAAACAGAGUGGUCGACUAAAACAGAUUUUGACGAUAAUGAUUUUAGCUGUGCUGGUGCUAGGACCCUUUGCGGGAGAAUCGGCUGUGAGGUAUUUAUAUGUACGAUUUAAGUUUGGUUGGGGAGAAAUCGACUUUAGUAUCUUCACUACUUAUUGCUGCAUUGUUGCGUUUGUUGGAAAUAUAAUCGCUAUAGCAACAUUUAAAUUGCUGAAUUAUGACGACGGUCUACUAGGAGCUCUUUCCAGCAUAAGCAAAAUUUGUGGGGGAAUUAUUUACGUACUCUCCACAACGCCAUUGAUGUUUUAUUUGGCUGCAAUAGCAGAGAUAUUUAAUGGUACGGCAUUCGUAGCUUCCCGAUCAAUAAUUACGAAACUAGUUGACCAACAGGAUUUGUGUAAAGUUAAUUCACUGUUUGGUUUCGCCGAAUCUCUGACCGGUUUGAUAUGUGGACCGAUGUAUAGCGCCCUGUAUAAAGGAACAAUUAGCUAUUUUCCUCAGGCUUUCUUUCUGGCAAGCAUUUGUAUUACUGUUCCGGCUGUUUUGUUGUACAUGUGGCUAUAUUCAAAAAGAAAUGUACGUUUCCAAGAAUGAAGCAAUCAUAGCCGCCAAUUAUGGAUAUCGUUGUUUUAUAUUUUAACUCCUAGAUAUUUGUGUGAUAUUUUAUAUGUAUAUAAUACAAAAUCUGAUAUUUUA